GAUUCGGAUGACAGGUCGCCUUGCAGUGGCUUGAGGCUUGGUCGGUGUGGAGUUCUGCGCUGACAAGGAUAACAUAAUAAUUAAUUAACAUGAACUAACAAAUAAAACCGCAUUGCAUGUGUAUAUACCUCUUAUGGUGGAGGGAGGACCUGCUAAUCUCAAGUAAUGCAGGCUUGCUCUGGCGGCUUGUGAAAUAAGAAACACAGAAUGGUCCGUGAGUCAGGGAGAUGUAGAGUGGUGAAAAAUUAUGCCACCGGAGGGACCAAGGCAGCAGUAAUACCAAAGUUAGGACCACGUAAGACUAGAAGCCAGUCCCUCAAAGAAAAUCAAGAAAUUGAGAUACAACUUCAAGUCCCAGUAGAUGAAGAGAAAACCUAUUUUAGGUCUGAUUUUGCAGAUAUUAAACGAAACAGUAGGUCACUAUCAAGGGCAAGUUCUGAAGAUUCUGCACUUUCAUCUUGCAGCUCAAAGUGGUCAUUGUCAAGUAAUGUAUCUAUUGUUAGCAGAAAGUCUCAAGGUAUUACAACAAGAAAAUUAACACAAACCCUUGACCCUGUAGCUGAGGAUAGAAUUCCCAAAUCAAAGGUUGAUAUAAACCCUGACACCAUAAACUGGGUAAAUGGUUUAUCACCGACUAGAAUUCAAGCUGCUGUUCCGCUACUGCGAACUCGUGCAGUUGCCAAUGGUCAUUUAACAAAACGAACACUGAGUUAUGUUACAGAAAGCUCCAACUCGGACAGUGGAUAUAAUUCAAAAGUGCUUGAUGAAAAUUACUCUGCAAAUACCUUUCGAUCUGAGGCUGUGAUUCAUUUUCAUAUUUGUGUGCUCUGGGCACUAAUGCUGUCAGCUGAACACCAUUUGAAAUUAUCCUCAAAGAAUGUCGGCAAACAGUCCAUGGGGGCACAUCCAGUAGCCCUUCAAGUAGCAGCAGCAUUCAUACUUGGCACACUAUGUGACUUGAUCUCACCAAAGUUAGCUCUGCUAGUACCUCAGACCAUCUGGGUACUAGUAGUUUUACUAGUCCACAUUACCUCCAGCAAUGUUGCUGUACAACUUGUUCCAUAUCUACCAUGUAUAAACUCAGGUUUAUUAGGAUGUCAGUUUCUCGCGAUACAUCUGGGCUUCCGAGGCAGUCACGCUGGAGUUUUGUCAAGAGUUAAUCUUAGUUAUUGUUUAGCAUCCAUUGUGGUCCCUUUCAUCAUUACUAUGAUGAGCAGUGUCUUGGGGAGUUCCAUUAACUCUCAGCUAGUUACGCUAGUGAGCCUCCUGAGUAUGAUGGCUGUCCUUAGGCUCUUAGGCAGUAACUUGAAAGGGUUUACCAGAUUACCUCUUCUAGUCCCAGAUAAUUGCUCACCAGCCAGAUUCCUCAGUUGUAUAGUUAUGAAGGUUGCUUUAACUGUCCCAGCGUCACUUCUCCUUCCGUGGCUCCAGAGUUUACUGAAUGACGGUGGCAGCAUCAAUGGCAUUGGUCUGCCAAUAUUGGUGACAGUUGGGUUACUGUUGGCUCAAGCCGCCCUGGUGCCCUUACUCUUGGUGUGUACAAAGUCUUCCACAGCUACUGGGGCUAUGGCUGCUCUGCUCAUGCUUCUGUAUCCUGUGAUGGUAUUAUCAGAUGAGUCAAGCUCGAUUCUGCUAGUGUUGCUGAUUCCUGUAUGUGGCCUGGUGGCUGUGGCACAGAACUUGGUGGUUGCCGAUCUCGUCUCCACGUUUCCCCAAUUUCCAGGUGUCAUUUUGGCUCUCAAUCUCUCCCUUCAUAUUCUCAUACGAUAUUUUACCCCACGUUUUUCUACCAGUAUGAUUGAGCUGUGUGCCGAUAAAGGCAGGACACAUUUGAUUUCUUUAAGUUUUCCUCAAUGGCUCAGGUAUUUGUUGGCAAAUAAUUUCAUAUCUGAUAUAUCCCCAUUACUGCCAACUUCUUUAGACUUUUUGUCAUGCCAUAAAGUGCAUAUUAAUGUCAUAACUGUGAUGGGUUGUGCAUGUUCUUUUGUACUAUUAAUUUUGGCAAGAAGUACAUAGGUUAACUAUAUACAGCACUGUAUACUAGCCUUUAAAUGGGAAAUACGUAAUGGUAACCACAUACAGUACUGUAUACUCGGUUAUAAAUUGGAAAAUUGGAAAUCAGUUUAUUUCACAAAGGAAAUAAUAGUAAAUUCUUGAAAACACAUUAAUGAAACUUAUAUUUUCUCAUUAGCUUUCAUUAGGUUCUGAAAAUGAGAAAACAAAGACUAUUCAUUAUAAAUACAUACAGUACUGUACAUAUAAUAUAUAUAUACACCUGUACAGUACUUUAUAUGCAUCAUAUAUGUCCUGUACUUAAGCAUUACAUGUAAUUUAAUUACCAUUUUCCAUGGGGAUAAUUAUCCAGUAUCCACUAAAACAUUUUUGACCAAAGAAUAAUUGUUAACAUGUUCAAAUAAAGAAUGUUGCUGUUGUGAAAGCUGCAUGGUAACCAGUCAUAAUAAAAUUCUACACAGAAAGCAAUGGCUUCUGAACAACCAUGAUCCAAAUUUGCAAGAUACUGUAUCAAAAUUGUUGCCGCCCAUCUCCCCAUUCAGAUAAAUUAUAUUCUGUAUUAUCCAUCGUGGAAGCUCCAUUAUUUUCACGUGCCUCAAUUGUGUUGUCGGCCGCCAGAUGACAUCCUAGUCUGUUUUGGAGUGCCUCGCGCAUGUGGGUGUUGAAUCCAGAGCUGCAUUUGCAUUUUAUAACUUGAGAUUGAGUCAAUCCCUUCGCAAGGGUGAACUGAAACUCGAGCAUUCCUUUUACAAGUUCCUUACAGGUGCCUCAAAGAAUCUUUAGGUAUGUCGGGUCUACUGGAGGAGGAGGAAAUUCUCUUGAGCAAAUAAUGAUAAACUGUUCUCAUACUCAGUAGCUGUGUUGCCUCAUUUUCUUCACUGACAGCUCUCCUAAUAAGAGGUCACCCUGUAGGUAUGCUGGUUAAAUCUGCCAGUUGCGACUCUUGUGCAUCUUGUAAAGGCUCUAAUUUUCAUGAUAAUUAGAUAUUUUUGCUUUUUGUUUCUUUUGAGUCAUAUGUUCCGUGAUAAAAUCCUUUGUGAAUCUGAUUCCUUUGACAUUACUAGUCUUAAUGUCAUAUUGUUCUCAUUUUGGCAUCCUAAAUGAUAUCCAGGAAUUUUCUUUUGAUAAUUACUUACCUGCUUUAUUAUAGAUUAAUCCCAUUCUAAAACCAUAAGAUACACAACCAGUGUACAGUAUAAACUGGUCAUUGAGGAAUUUGUGAACUACAUUGUCAGAGUUGGCCUCUAAUUUAUUCACAAGUAUACAGUAUAUGGAUGUGCAUAUGAUAUUUUUGUUGAAGAUGGUAAUACAGUAUUUAGUAGAUGGUAAUGGAGAAAUUUGUAGUCACAAAAUGAUAUAAAAUAACCUACUUAUGAAGACAGUUUCUUUUGGUAGAAACUGUCUUAAAUUGAUAUGGUUUAUCUGUGAUAAUUCAUAAUUAUUAGAUUAUCAAGUGGAUUAUCAUCAGGCUGCUGUACUGUGCAGUAUUGUCUUUCUAAUAUGCAUGUCUGUCUAUGAUGGUAUUCAGCAUCCUUCGAUUUUAUUACAGAAAUGCAAUUGGAUUAUGAAAUAUGAUAUGAAUGUACCUUGGGGUGUACUUGAUGAAUACACUGAGUAAUACUUGGAGUGUGUUAUAGAUAUGCAUGAUGUACUUUGGUAUACUUUAGGUUGUACUUUGGGGCAUAUAUACACCCUUUGGGUACACAAAGGAUCAUGUGUGCUUUUAUGCAUAUGGUGGGGUAUAUUUAUCAGUGCACUGUGUGGUAGGGUUUGACUAUCGAGUGCACCUUGGGGUACUGACGUGCUGGUGUCUUUUUGCUAGGAACCUCUUAUAUUAAUUUAUUUAUUAUGUAGUAAUUCAACAGAGGUGUUACUUCUCAUCAAUUGUCAGGUGAAGUUGCUGCACACUUGAGUGUGAGUGGAUGUUGGGACAAGCUGUAUAAAGUAAGAUUAACUCGGUCUCGUGGUUUACUUUUUCAUUUUCUCUCUAUUCACCUCAUGCAGGUCGGUGUUCAAUCCCCGACCGCCCAAGUGGUUGGGCACCAUUCCUUUACCCCUGUCCCAUCCCAAAUCCUUAUCCUGACUCCUCCUAAGUGCUAUAUAGUCAUCAUAACUUGGCACUUUCCCCUUGAUAAUUUCCUCCCUUCCCUCUCUAUUCCCCUUACCUUCUUUGCUUGUAGUGACCCUAUCUUCCACUCUAUGGUUACAUGAUUUGAUAACGGUCCAGGACGAACCGAAACAUCAUGAUGUCCUUUCUUUUCAUGUACGUGGGUUAGGUGUCACAUUUUCAGCCACGUAUUUGUAACUGAAAAUUAGCAGGCAAAAACUAGCUGAAUGUUUGUUAGUGAAAAAAUGCAAAUUUUCAAGGUACAAACUUUUGUAUUGUGGUUUUGCUGGUUUAAUUCCAUGAAAUCCAUGGAAGAUAAUUACAUUUUAUAUAGAAUAUUUGUUAAUAUAAAACAAGUGUAAAGAGAAUGGACUAGUCAGGAGUCUAAAGGUGGCAAGAAAUUAUUAACUAACUCUGGUAAUGAUAUGAUGUGGACUGAUCUCAUACAAGCAUAAAUUUUCAUGGAUCUUAUUUUGUUAAUAGAAAGAUCUUUGAUAGUCACAAAGUGUGUCCAAAUUUUUAAAUGAAAACUUUAUGAAACUUUGAUACAAAUGCAUAUGAGCGACGCUGGUUCAGAAGAUGCACAUACAGCAAUUGCAUGUUAAUGCAAGUACAGUAUUGUGUAGUAGUAGUAGUAGUUUCUGCAGUUAUAUGGUUUUCAUAUAUUUUUAUAAAUGCAAAAACACUAUUCCAUCCAUUUUCAGGAGAAUCUCAUUUCUGAAUUUUGGUGCAUGUAUUGUAUAGCAGGAUGACAUUUUCCAGGUUUUCCUAAGUGUGAAAGAACGAGAAGGAACACUUUUAAAUGUCUGUGAAUGAAUUUUGCAGUUAUAAUAUAUUAUCUGUAUCCCAUUAAGACGUGAACUUGUAAAAUACUGCACUCUCAAAAGCAGAAAUUUAAAUAAGGAAAUAGAAAUUAAAUAAAAGUAGAAAUAAUUUCAAACACAAGCUCUAUUCAGUCAGAGUAGCCCCAUACGUACUCUGCUCUUUCCUUGUUCCUAAGUAUGGUAUUUGCCGACAGAUAGGACAUACAUUUUGUCCACCGCCAACAGAUUAUAUAUAUGGCAUUUACAUUCACAAAAUUAUAAUGGUUUUCCCCUAUAAAACCACUUGAAAAUCACUUUCAAUCAGUGUAUGAUGAAGUAUACUAAAAUACAAAUUCCACAAAAAUCAAUAUAAAAUAUGUCUUGUAUGCUGGCAAAUACAGUAACUGUUUAAUAAAACAUAUAUUGUUGGUCUUAUAUAAUAGCAAACAUAUAUUCUAUGUACAUCAUUUUGUUAUUUGUAUUACCUAUUAUGGCUGUGUUUGACAGCCAAGUGUAAUUUAGAUUGAUAAAAUAUUGGGCAUUGUGAUUGUUUGGUAGUAAUAUAAUCAGAGAGGAUGACAUUGCACAGGGUGGUUCAAAAAAGGAAAUGUUUAGCAUUUCUUUGUAACACCACCCUUCAGAGAAGGCUAGCCUUCCUUUGUAACACCAUGCUUCAGAGAAGGCUAGCCUUCCUUUUGUAACACCAUGCUUCACAGAAGGCUAGCCUGCCUUUGUAACACCACCCUUCAGAGAAGGCUAGCCUGCCUUUGUAACACCACCCUUCAGAGAAGGCUAGCCUGCCUUUGUAACACCACCCUUCAGAGAAGGCUAGCCUGCCUUUGUAACACCAUGCUUCACAGAAGGCUAGCCUUCCUUUGUAACACCACCCUUCAGGGAAGGCUAGCCUGCCUUUGUAACACCAUGCUUCACAGAAGGCUAGCCUUCCUAUGUAACACCAUGCUUCACAGGCUAGCCUGCCUUUGUAACACCAUGCUUCACAGAAGGCUAGCCUUCCUUUGUAGCUCCACUCUCUAGAAAGGACUAACCAAAAUUCUUAACACCACACUCCAGACAGGACUAGCCUACCUGUGUAACACUGCAAGAGCUACCCUACCCCUAGUGGAACAUUUUUAGGCUCUAACCUGUCUUAGGCAGCAUUAUUAGCAUACCCCUGAGGGUGUAACCAUUGAGUAAACUCUAGCUAGAACAAAUCCACAAGGGCCAUGACGAGGAUACGAAGCUGCGUCCGGGAGCAUCCCAGACACUGCCUUAAUUUGUGGAUUUGUUCAUUUGAUGCAUCACGUUAGUGUGAUCUCUGUGUGUAAACUCUAGCUAGGUUGUGUUCAUUUAUUUGCUUUGAAAUCUUCAGUUAAGGUAGAUUGACAUGUUAUUUUCACCAGUAGUUUUUCUCAAAUAUGUGUUCUGUUUGGUCAUAGCAUGUCAACCAGAAGGACCAACAUUAGGGUCCUCUGGGAUACAUUGGUGAGCUAUGCCCCUCAAGUAGUGGCCUCUUACAGGGUGGUAACAAAGUAUUAAGCGAUAUGAUAAUCUAGUUUUGAGGGUAGAACUAUUGAAAAUAGGUUCUUUUAAUUCAUAUGGAAUAAAAGAGGAGUGAAAGGCACUCAGGGUUUUGGAAUAUGAGGAAUAUACAUAUGAUAAUUAUCAAGGAAAAAAUUUCUUAAAAGGGGAAGCAUGCAGCCGACUUAAAGGUAAAUGCUGGCAAAAGCGAGGUGGUGGUUUUGGAAGGCAAGAAUAACCUGUUGGUUUUUACUCUGUGCUGGUCUAUAGAAUAAGUGAACAAAAUGUGAUAUUGCUAAGAUAGAAGUGGGUUAUGAUGUAUUAGGGAGUUGAAGUCUUUAAGAGCAGGAAUAUGUAAAUAGAAUGGUGAAGAGAGAAGAAUGGGAGAUAGUAAUGCAAGGGAGAAAAUGACUAGAUAUUUAUAGAAUCGGUUAUGGAGGAUAGAAAUGUUGUUACGGCUGUGAAACAAAGGUGUGUGCUUACUCCUUCCAAGCUCGAGGAUUUGGAAUGAGCUAUGGAUAUAAAUUGACACACCUACAUAAAUUUUAAAUUCCACUUUAACUAAGCCCUAAAGCAUAUUCCAGUCUAAUCUAAAAUUCAAGCUGUUGAAUUUAUGUCUUGGAAAUGCAUGUUGCAUAAAUAGGCAGAGAAGGUUAAUUAAGAAUUUUUUGUAUGCAGGACAAGAAAUUUCAUAAGACCUAGGAUUAUUUCCAACACCCCCAUAUACUAAGAAACCUCUUAAUUAGUUUGUACUAAAUUAAACUAACAGUAUUGGGAGUAAAUGCAAUUAUAUAUAUAUACAUAGACAAUUCCAUUAAAUAUUUUGUCUGGUGUUGCUACUGGGUAAUGGGUAAUAAGAAUGGUUCGAGAAGAGUAGUGCACAAAGGUCGAGAGAUAAGAACGGAGAAGGAAAGAUUGGCUUUCGUCUAAUACAGUAAGUAUAUAAAAGUGAAGGAAAAGUGAUUGGUAGACACUGAGCAUUAUAGAAAGGUAAAGAGGAAGACUACUUACAGGACUGGCCUCUAUGCACAGGUCUGGCCUCAGGGGAUAUAUGACAGUCUAGAAGUCUAUGCUUAUCACUGCCUGGUGAUAAGCUCACAGAGUGACAGUAUGUCAUAUACUGAACUAUAUAAAUAAAUAAAUAAGCUAACUGCUUUCACUUGCAAAAUAAUUUAUUUAUGUUAAUUUCCUCUUUAAGAAACAUCUUGCACAUUGUUAACUGCAAAUUGUUAACUUGUAUGUUUUCAAAUUGAUUUCAAAAGUUUUUUUUACUAAAGUAUUGUUUUAAAAUAAUAUUUAUGGACUCUAACAGCAUUAGUUUGGCAGUGUCUUUUCAGUAUUCUCAAUUCAUUAAUCAUUUUAGGUAGUGUGUGUGUGUGUGUGUGGCGUUGUGUAGCGAUUUACUGUACUUAGUAAUAAAGUCUUCUGUUUUAUAUUUUGCAGCUAUAGUAUACACAUUCAGUCAAGAUGAUUACAGCAAAUAAUUUUGUGAUUUUUCUAUGGAUCUUCGGUAAAUGUAUCAUUACCUUGGAAAUCAUGGAAGCUAUUUAUGAAUAUUUGCUUUUGUUAUUGUAUUCUGUAGUGCAUGAGGAGGCUGUUCAUCAAUAUUUCUUUGUAUUGUAUUCAGUAAUAUAUCAGCAUCAUUAUUUUAUGUUGGUAGAAAUUUAUUAUUGGUCCUGUAUUGCAACCCAGCCUGAGUUUAAAGUGGCUCAUUAUACAUUCUUAUGUUCACCGGUGUCCCUCAGUAACUGUUAAGUGCCGUUUUCUUCUUUAUCUGGGUAUAGUAUUUACUGGCUUUACUCCUUUAUCAUGGAGUUUUCCAGUUUUGUUUCUUUAUUUGGGCACAUGCCAUUUCCAGGCAGUAGUGGAUAACUUCUGCUCCCUCUCUUGCAUGCUAUAAAGCAAAGUGCCCACUGUAAUAAGCUUCCUGUUUGGGUUAUUAGAUCCACCCAUUGACUGAGUUGCCCUGUUCGGAUGGCUGGGUGUUGAGGCCGGGUUGCAAAGGGCCUGGACACCCAUCUUCCCUCUUAGGCUCAUGCAGUAUGCAAUAAAGGCCAUGAAUUGUGCUCCCUGUCUCUCCUGUCACCAGGAGCAGCUAACUGGUGGUCCUGCAGCUACUGCUGUGCUGGACAGUGAGCCUUGCUCCCAUUUUUGGCCCACUCAUUGGGACACUUCUUAAGAAGUCAUCUGCCCCAUGACUGUCAAUGAUUCAGCCGACACAGCUAGAGAUAAUUCCAUGACACUGUUGAAUUUCAAACCACAAGGAAAAUGAUGAAAAUUGUAAUUUAAAUGACAUUUAAGUUUGUUGAUAACCAAGUUAAUGGACAUAUGUAUACUACAUUAAACCCUACAUUAUACAGGGAUUGAUAUGGAUUAAGUUAUUGAGCUACAUGUAUUAUAGACACAGAAAGAUUACAACAUUGGAUACACUGAGAAUUUGGCAAAAGUAAGAUCAGCAGAGGACUGGGUAAUACUGAUGCUUUUAAGUGGUCAUGCUUCACACAGUCAGUGAAUCUACUGCAUAUAAUAAAUAAAUAUUAGCUAUUUCUAGCAAGUGCAAUGGGUUAUUACACAUGUAAUUAACUGCAAUAGUAAUACUGUCUUCUAAAAUGUUUGAUUUCUUUAUUUCCAUGUAUGCAAUACUUUUUUCAAGAUUCCUUACUUUUUCUAGUCGUUCGUGAUAUUUUAAAGACUUGAGCUUAAGUGUAUAUUUAUUAAUCUAUACAGCAAAUCAAAUUAAAUAUUUAAACAAACAUUGUUUGAAAUGUGUAAUUUGGUGCUGUAUAUAGAUUUGUGUGAUUUUUAUUCUGUUUGUAAUACCUUUAAAGCAAAUGUUAUUUUGUAAAGUUUUGAAGGUCUGGUUAAUCCUAGUGUGCAAUUAAAUACGUUUGAGACGUUGAAGAUUACCUUACUGUAUUAUUUUUUAGUUCUGGUCAUAUGUGAUUGAGAUAUUUGAAGCCAAAUAAACAGUCACAUGAA
Molecule: messenger RNA, 9420 nt
Organism: Procambarus clarkii (red swamp crayfish)
Lineage: Eukaryota; Metazoa; Arthropoda; Malacostraca; Decapoda; Cambaridae
Source: RefSeq, a predicted model, not a curated record